AUGGCCGCGAAGCGUCCGCGCGCUACUUUUGAGGCCGACCAGGCCGGACAAGUUGGACAGGCUCCUUAUGCCUUCUACGGGACGCCCUUGCCCCCGUUAGAGGCCGGCGGACGAGAUGAUGGCUCGUACAUGCCAGUGUGGAAGCAAGAGGUGACGGAUGAGCGGGGACGGAAGCGGCUCCAUGGCGCCUUCACUGGCGGCUUCAGUGCUGGCUACUUCAAUACCGUCGGCUCCAAGGAAGGAUGGACUCCCGCGACCUUUGUCUCGUCCCGCCAGAAUCGCGCGCGCGAUGCGAAACAGACUACACAGCAACGGCCGGAGGAUUUUAUGGACGAGGAGGAUCUGCGGGAACAGGAGGAAUCGCGACAACUACAAACGGUGGAAGGAUUUGCGGGGUUUGGGUUGACGGAUGCCGAUGCGACACGAAGAGCGGGUCUCAUGGACCUGCUCAAGACUGGCGGAGAGACCAUGGGAGUGAAACUGCUGAAGCGGAUGGGCUGGCGCGAGGGCCAGGGCAUUGGUCCCAAGGUCCGGCGUAGAGCCAAUCUGGACGAGAGCACCGCUAGCAGAAGUGAAGGCGCAGAGCAGACCUAUCUGUUCGCGCCCGAGAAUCCCCCAAUGGUCUCAUUCAUUCGCAAAAACGACUUCAAAGGCCUGGGAUUCGAGGGAGAGACUCGGCUGGAGGCGCCGGACACGACCCGUGAUGGACAGCACGAGGACUCGGAUUCCUUCUUCGGAGAUCGACUGUCUAUGGAUAAGAAAUCCAAGUCAAAGACAAAGGCGAAAGACUCACGCCGUGGCGGAUUCGGCGUCGGCAUUCUCAAUGAUACCGGAUCAGACGAUGAAGACCCAUACUCCUUAGGGCCACAAAUAGCGUACAGCAAGACUAUCGGCGGCGAUAAGAAGAAGAAGAAGGCCAAAGCUGAAGGAGGCAAGCCAACGAUCGCGUCUGCCAAUCCUCUUCUCGAUACUAAACCUGUCUUCAUAUCGAAAAAGGCUGCAGCGGCCCGCACGACGGGAAGCUUCAGGAAAUGUCGUGAUGGGCGAUUGCCUCUGGACGGGUUUGUUUUGGCCGAUAGCUUGUCAGGGCUGUCAAUAUCGGACAAAAAGUACGAGCCUCCUCAAAUUCCAGAGGGAUGGAAAUCUACCAAACAAGCUACGAAAUCCGAGCGAGAGGUAUCCAGCUACGUGUCUACUGCGGAUGCUGCUAAGGCCUCGUUACUGGAUCCUACGAAGCGAGCGGCAGCUCUGGGAGAAGCCCAGCUCCCAGGGAAAUCCAUUUUUGAUUGGAUGACGCCCGAAGCUCGUGAGCGCAUUGCGAAGCUCACUGGAAACACCAACCUACCUCCGGCUUUGGGUGAAAAGGCUCCCAAGGGCUUCGAGAUCUCGGAUGCUCAAAAACGAAAAGAUCUUUGGGAUCUUGUGCCCAAAUUGGACAAGCAGACCGCCGUCCAGGCCUUGACUCGUGCUGUCAGUGGAUGGAUGCCCUAUUCGGAAGACGAGAAUAAACGAGCACGCUACCGAAAGUUCCUCGAAGUGCGAGCGGAAGUGCGCGACUCUCUUCCCGACCGCGUUCCCGGCUCCAGUACCGACGACUGGGUGAACGAGAUGCAAGAGUUUGCGCGAGCCGCCGAGGUCUUCAAGCCCAUGACUGGAGUCAUGGCUUCACGAUUUACAUCGGCUUCCUCGGGUCCCAAGGUUGCCUCCGAUGCGCCCGACCGUCCAGGCGAAUCUCCUCUUAGUCGGCCCAUCGAGAAACCAGAUUCUCCGGCCGUGGCGGCUGCCAAGAUUGGCAUGUUCGGGCAAAUGACCCGCAGCUCGAUAUCGUUCUAUCCAUCUCGUCUGUUAUGCAAGCGCUUCAACGUCAAACCGCCAGAUCAUGUACAGCUUGAUCCGGGAGAACACCCUGGCGGCUCGGUGAGUGGACCUGGAACACGCUUUCAGUCUGGUGGUUACCAGACUGACGCUGCCGCACCCAAGGAGCUCGUCUCCCAGGAAGUGAUGAACAUGAUCUUGAUGGAAUCCGGCCGUCAGCCACAGCCUCCCGUCGCUAGUCCCGACACCGCUGGAUCCAGCGGACAGCCUGCAGUGGAGCCACCGCCCGUCCGAGUCGUUGAACCUGAACGCAAUGAAGCUCUCGAGGCCGAGCGACCGGGCGAUGCGGUGUUCAAGGCCAUCUUUGGCAGCGAUGACGAGGAAGAUUAG
Messenger RNA from Penicillium brasilianum, 2205 nucleotides. NCBI's taxonomy places the organism in Eukaryota, Fungi, Ascomycota, Eurotiomycetes, Eurotiales, Aspergillaceae. The record is from the annotation of a GenBank genome assembly.